AUGUGCCAGCGUGAGCGAUUGGUUAAAGAGAUGAUACCUCCCUUACCACAGAGGUCUCUUCAGCAAGACCAAAUCACCAAGGUAAACUCUCAAACUCGUUUAAAGAUAUCUGAAGGGCUUUAUCAGAAAGGUUUGCUAUCUAUCUUGCGUAAAUUGAAAAGUGCUCCAGACCAGGAGGUAAGGAUCCUUCUCCUGGGACUUGAUAAUGCUGGCAAAACUACAUUGCUGAAACAGCUUGCUUCAGAAGAUAUCAGCCACAUCACUCCUACACAGGGCUUUAACAUUAAGAGUGUACAGUCUCAGGGUUUCAAGCUCAAUGUGUGGGAUAUUGGAGGUCAAAGGAAAAUCCGGCCGUACUGGAGAAACUACUUUGAAAAUACUGAUGUACUUAUCUAUGUGAUUGACAGUGCUGACAGGAAGAGAUUUGAAGAAACAGGUCAGGAGUUGGCAGAACUUUUGGAUGAGGAGAAGCUCAGUGGAGUCCCUGUGCUCAUCUUUGCUAAUAAACAAGAUUUAUUAACUGCUGCCCCAGCUUCAGAAAUUGCAGAGGGCCUUAAUCUGCACACAAUUCGUGAUAGAGUUUGGCAAAUUCAGUCAUGUUCAGCCCUCACAGGAGAGGGAGUACAAGAUGGAAUGAAUUGGGUCUGCAAAAAUGUCAACGCAAAGAAGAAAUAAAACAAAGAAUGUGCACUGUAAUGAUGCAGACAGCAACGUCCAGACACAGAACUGCUACUUUAUGACCAAAAUUGUUUCCACCUGUGUUUUUAGAGGACUUAAAGGUCACUACUCACAUUCUCCCCCCACUGGCACAGGAUAAAAUUUAAAUAAAGGCUUUAUACAUUAGCCUACAGUAGCUUAUUCCAAAUACACCAUGUCUAAACUAUUUUGUUGCCUGCAAGGCUUUCGCUUAAAAUAGUACGUUGAGAUUUUCCAACCUAGAGAUAAACCGUGUAUAUUUAACAGAACUUUAAUUGAUUUAGACUGAACUUUAAAGUGAUACUAUCUGUUCAGAAAGUGUAUUUAGUAGGUACCUAUAUGCCAUUUUUAGAUAGCAGUGUUCCUUUAGAAAUCUUUUACGAUACAAAGAGGAUUUAUUUAAUGCUUGGGUGACAACCAUGAAACACUAUGAAUUCACUGCAAAAUCAUAAAUGACUGUGACCUAUACAGUGUAUACUUUAUAAAGUUAAUUUGUUUCUCACACAGGGUUAACUUGUAGAUGUGGCAAAUGUGGUCCACAGUUUGCGCAGAUUUAAAUGUUAUCAGUCAUCAUUUGAAACACUUACACUUAGCAUGUUCUACCUUUUUUUUAUUUCGUUAUUUAAACAGUAGUAACUUUCCAGUUUUCUCAUUUUGUAUAAAAUGUUACGUGUGCUAAUAGCAUCCUGAAGACUUAUUUUGUCACUAGUACAGUUUACGAAUAUGCAAUACAGAUUGUUUAAAAAAAUAAAUUGUAAAAAAAACUCUCAGAAAA
Molecule: messenger RNA, 1471 nt
Organism: Bombina bombina (fire-bellied toad)
Lineage: Eukaryota; Metazoa; Chordata; Amphibia; Anura; Bombinatoridae
Gene: ARL3
Product: ADP ribosylation factor like GTPase 3
Exons: 7
Coding region: 1-675 (224 amino acids)
Biological process (GO): cilium assembly
Cellular component (GO): cytoplasm; microtubule cytoskeleton
Molecular function (GO): GTPase activity; GTP binding
Source: RefSeq, a predicted model, not a curated record